AAAAUGUGUGUAUUUUUGUGUGACACACGCUUAAAUGAUUUAUAUGUUUAGUUGAGACAAUACAAAACUUCUCCUAUAUAUUCAAUUUUAAAUACAAGAAACCAAUACAAACAACAUAGCCACACUGUCUCUUUUGUUGUCUCUGCUAUCAUUCUUCACACUUUAUAACUUACAAUCUUCUUCUCCAUUUUCAUUCUUCACAACUUCUGCAAAAAAUGGCUUUCUCUACUUCCUUCCUUAAACCAAACCAUUCUAUUCUUUUAUCUCAGAAAUACAAACUUCCAACUCAAAACCGUGGUUGCAGAAACCAGUUUUGUGUAAAGGCUUCAUCAAGUGAUGGAGAAAGGACUAUUAUAAGGAAAGAAAAAGAUGAAUGGAAAAUCAAUUUCUCGGCGGAAAAACCAGCAACACCGUUAUUGGAUACAAUUAAUUAUCCAGUUCAUAUGAAGAAUCUGUCCACACAGGAUCUAGAACAAUUGGCAGCAGAACUAAGAGCAGACAUUGUCCAUAGUGUGUCAAACACUGGAGGGCAUCUUAGCUCAAGUUUAGGAGUGGUGGAGUUAUCAGUGGCUCUCCAUCAUGUUUUCAACACUCCUGAUGAUAAGAUCAUAUGGGAUGUUGGCCAUCAGGCAUAUGCACACAAGAUUCUCACAGGCAGAAGGUCAAGGAUGCACACCAUUAGAAAGACAUCAGGACUAGCAGGUUUUCCCAAAAGGGAUGAGAGUGUUCAUGAUGCUUUUGGUGUAGGCCACAGUUCUACAAGUAUAUCAGCUGGUCUUGGUAUGGCAGUUGGAAGGGAUCUAUUGGGAAAGAACAACAGUGUGAUUUCAGUGAUUGGAGAUGGAGCAAUGACUGCAGGCCAAGCUUAUGAAGCCAUGAACAAUGCAGGAUUCCUUGAUGCUAAUUUGAUUGUUGUUCUUAAUGACAACAAGCAAGUUUCUUUACCAACUGCCACACUUGAUGGCCCUGCAACACCAGUUGGAGCCCUCAGCAGUACUUUAAGCAAAAUUCAAGCAAGCACACAAUUCCGCAAACUUAGAGAAGCCGCGAAAAGCAUCACAAAGCAAAUAGGAGGACAAACACACCAAGUUGCAUCAAAAGUAGAUAAGUAUGCAAGAGAUUUCAUUAGUGGUUCUGGGUCUUCAAUCUUUGAGGAACUUGGUUUAUACUACAUUGGUCCUGUUGAUGGUCAUAACGUUGAAGAUCUAGUCACAAUUUUUGAAAAAGUGAAAUCAAUGCCAGCCCCGGGUCCGGUUUUGAUUCAUAUUGUGACAGAAAAAGGAAAGGGAUACCCUCCAGCUGAAGCAGCAGCUGAUAAAAUGCAUGGUGUUGUCAAGUUUGAUCCAAAAACAGGCAACCAGUUCAAGCCAAAACCCUCUACACUUUCAUACACACAAUACUUUGCUGAAUCAUUGAUUAAGGAAGCUGAGGCGGACAGUAAGAUAGUUGCCAUUCAUGCAGCAAUGGGUGGUGGAACUGGCCUAAAUUAUUUCCAGAAAAAGUUUCCAGAGCGGUGUUUUGAUGUUGGGAUAGCCGAACAGCAUGCUGUUACAUUUGCAGCAGGCUUAGCUGCUGAAGGCCUCAAGCCAUUUUGUACUAUUUAUUCAUCAUUCCUACAACGCGGAUACGAUCAGGUAGUUCAUGACGUUGAUCUCCAAAAACUACCUGUUCGAUUUGCAAUGGAUAGAGCUGGUUUAGUUGGUGCAGAUGGACCAACUCAUUGUGGAGCAUUUGAUAUCACUUACAUGGCUUGCUUGCCAAACAUGAUUGUUAUGGCUCCAUCCGAUGAAGCUGAAUUAAUGCACAUGGUUGCAACUGCAGCAGCUAUAGAUGAUAGACCAAGUUGCUUUCGAUUUCCAAGGGGAAAUGGAAUUGGUGCCAAUCUUCCCCUCAAUAACAAAGGAACCCCACUUGAGAUUGGAAAAGGUAGAAUUCUGAUAGAAGGAAGCAGAGUUGCGAUUUUGGGAUAUGGUUGUAUGGUUCAGCAAUGCAUGAAAGCAGCAGAAAUGCUUAGAGCAGUAGGGGUUUAUGUGACAGUUGCUGAUGCUAGGUUUUGCAAACCUUUGGAUACUAAUCUCGUUAGGCUUCUAGCUAAAGAGCAUGAAAUACUCAUCACAGUGGAAGAGGGUUCUAUUGGUGGUUUUGGAUCACAUGUUUCGCAAUUCUUAAGCUUAGCUGGUCUCCUUGAUGGACCACUUAAGUUGAGAGCAAUGAUGCUUCCUGAUAGGUACAUUGACCAUGGAUCACCCAAUGAUCAGAUUGAUGAAGCAGGCCUUUCAUCAAAGCAUAUUCUUGGCACAGUCUUAUCCCUUUUAGAAAUGCCAAAAGAAGCUCUUUUGUUCAAAUAAAAGCACAAACCUUAAACUUAGAAGACUCCAAUUAGCAUUGUGGUUGAGAGGAAAUUGUAAAUAACUACAGUUGUAUUUAUAUGAUAUGGGGGUCAUAUUUUAUAGUUUUAGGAACUUAGGAGCAUGAAUCACAUUCAAAAAGAUGAAUUUAUUCUUGUAACAUAUUCUUAAGAACAUCUCAAGAUAUGUGUCAGACACUCUCGAACACAUCACAUCACAAAGAAGAAAUUCUUUUGACUGCAUCGUACGAGAGGACGCAGCCACAUGUGUAUGGAUUGCAAUGAGUAUGUAUAGGUGUACUACAUUAUCUGUCACUAUAUCCGCAAUUUGUAAAAAUAUUCCGACCAUAUAUUACAGUGACAUGACAUGUAAAGUGCUAGUCAUGUUUGGGUUCA
This is a messenger RNA of Trifolium pratense (red clover), 2743 nucleotides long. RefSeq names its product probable 1-deoxy-D-xylulose-5-phosphate synthase 2, chloroplastic. The record is from RefSeq and is a predicted model, not a curated record. Gene Ontology annotation, biological process: terpenoid biosynthetic process. The transcript has 9 exons. Gene Ontology annotation, molecular function: 1-deoxy-D-xylulose-5-phosphate synthase activity. The coding region runs from base 216 to 2348 and encodes 710 amino acids. Lineage: Eukaryota; Viridiplantae; Streptophyta; Magnoliopsida; Fabales; Fabaceae.